UAUGAUGCGGUGCCUAGCACGCUAUCUAGGGCGUCUUCGAUUAGUGCCUCCACCAACAACUUCAUUCUUCAUUAUUUUGAUAAUAAACGCGUCUCUUAGCACGAGCGACAUAUGGCCUCUGGACAGGCCGGAAGGUAUGCCAUCGAUCCAAUCGUUGGAAGUGAUGUGCGGCAAAGAUCACAUGGACGUUCAUUUAACGUUUUCUCAUCCGUUCGAAGGUAUUGUGUCUUCGAAAGGCCAACACGGUGAUCCUAGGUGCGUUUACGUCCCACCGGCGUCGGGUCAAACUUUUUUUUCAUUUCGAAUAGCGUACGCGAGGUGUGGUACCAAACCCGAUUUACAUGGACAGUUUUACGAAAAUACAGUUGUCGUGCAAUAUGAUAAAGAUCUUUUGGAAGUGUGGGACGAGGCUAAGAGAUUGAGGUGCGAGUGGUUCAACGAUUACGAAAAAACUGCUUCUAAACCUCCUAUGGUCAUCGCCGAUCUCGAUGUUAUACAACUCGAUUUUCGCGGUGAUAAUGUGGAUUGUUGGAUGGAAAUUCAGCAUGGAAAAGGACCUUGGGCUCCUCCAGUAAGUGGAAUCGUUCCUUUGGGUUCCACGUUGACGCUAGUUGUCGCCAUAAACGAUUACAGAGGAGAAUUUGACAUGCGCGUAAAAUCGUGCGUAGCUUCUGACGGUACCGGUCAUUUAAUUCAAUUAUCCGACGAAUUCGGGUGCGUAUUGCGACCGAAAAUGAUCAGUCGUUUCUUGAAAGCGCGCGGCGCAGAUGACAGAGCGUCAGUUAUCACUUACGCAUUUUUUCACGCCUUCAAAUUUCCGGACGCGCUCAGCGUCCACAUCAAAUGCAAAGUGGAAAUUUGUCGACACGGUUGUUUGGAUCAUUGUCAACUGCAACCGGAUGGUACCGGCGAUACAAAACCGGAUCUGUCGCACUACAAGAACCAUUUGGAGAGGAAGGACGAUAGAUUGUCUUCGGAGGAAAAAAUUCACGAUUCUCCCAAUCAAAACGUAGACGAAGACGAUUUACUUUACGAAGAAGUGAUCUUGAAAGAUGACGGUGGCCUAUUGUCGGAUAGUAAAUUAUCAGGUGCUGUGAAAUUAUCACUGAGCGGAGGCCAGUUAGACAACAACAGAAUUCAGUCGAAGAAGAAGCCGGAUGGAAUUGUAGAUGAGGAGACAGAACUUGAUAUAACGGCGAUGUCGGAUAAGGAAAUUUAUCCAAUGCCUCCGAAAGACAAAUUCCCGCACGGUCCUAGAAAUAUUAACGAGCCCUUAGUAGGUCCAAGGAGUUUAGAUAGUGGAAAAUUCGAGGAAGCACAACAGAAAACGUCGAACAACGAAGACACCAAAGAAAAUAUUUUCUCCAAUCGACAUAAAUCCCAAUCGUUCGAAGGUAGAAGGAAACGAUCCGUCGUUGUUUCGGACAGGAAGGUCCGUAGCACGGACGUGGGCGUCAGUAGUCUCUACGAGGUUAUUUCUGAGGCCGAUCUAGCAUUUAGUCCGGAUACUAGAGCGGAGGCCGUUACAGUUUUUCAAGGACGUAUCAGAGAGGAAGUCGUCUACGGUAUUUGCAUGCCCGUUCCGGGAUUUAGUGUUUUAUUUGUAUUGGUAGCCGUAUCGGCGGUCGUGUCUGCACUCGUUGCUGGAACACUUCUUUAUAGGUAUCAGCUUCAAAAAGAGCAUCUUGCACAACAAGCACAAGGUCGAAACGCAUCGAUACCUUUGAGCACUUUUACCAAUUGGAUGGGAUUUAGAAUGCUGAAAAGCAAAUGUAGUCGUUCACCAGCAGCCCGUUCCGCGUCGAAACAAAAUGGUGAAGCGAGGAUGAAUGGGAAAACGACAACUAGUUCGACUACUUGA
This is a messenger RNA of Diorhabda sublineata, 1861 nucleotides long. RefSeq lists its product as uncharacterized. The record is from RefSeq and is a predicted model, not a curated record. The transcript is spliced from 8 exons. Lineage: Eukaryota; Metazoa; Arthropoda; Insecta; Coleoptera; Chrysomelidae. Bases 2 to 1861 code for a protein of 619 amino acids.